UGACACGAACUGCGUCCAAUCUAAACAGUUCCAAUUUGAAAAAGAUGCAGAAAUUCGUUAAGCGGGAGCUUCUGCUUUUCUGUACACGACAACAUAAACUGUGUAGACCGCGUUUCUCAAUGUAAACGUUGCACUUAGGCGUGGUGUAUCCUCGCUUUGUUCCACAUUUUGUGUACAUUAUAAUAACAUGUUUCGAAAAAAAUUUUGAGUCCCAAAUCAAAAGAUCCUUAAUCAAAUCAAGGGAAGUGAUUGUGAGUGUUGUAACCACUGUUAGGUUACCACCUCACGUAAUGGGGUUAAAACUGCUUUAAGUAGUAUAUUAGUUUGUGGCUUCCGUUUUUGUGGAAUCCAAAGAGUAUGAUGUCUAAAUCCUACUUUACAAUACUUAAACAAUGAAUAAAAAUGGAGAGUACCAUUUGGUCAUUUUGUGUCCCGAUUUAUCCCAUUAAUUUCAGUCAGUUGACCCGUUCUUUACUUCAAUAUGUUAGUUCGUCUGUUAACAAGUUCAUCCCUGACCUAAAAGGUAUCCUUGUGGAUUUUGACGCAAAAAGUUUACAAAUCAUAACUGAAGUUGAUUAUUCUGAUCGUUAUGUCCCUACUGGUUUCACUUGUGGUCUUUUCCUGAUUCAUCCAGAGUUAAACCAUCUUCGUGUACACGGGAAGAUAAAGGUCAAUAUUUUUCGUCCAUAUUUAGGUUUGGAAGUAGAUGCGAUUGUUUCAGUGGUUAGACCACAAUUUAUUCUUUGCCGUACAGAAAUUUCCAAUGUAAUGAUUAGUCUUCCACGUUUAUCUUCGGAGUCAGUAAAAAAAGAAGAAUUCAGCCAGUCCAUUUUAAAACCUUUUGACAAAAUAAGAGUUAAAUUGACUCAAAUUGAUAACAAUUUUGGCUCUCCAAUUUUACAAGGUGACUUUAUGGAGUGUCUUUCGAAACCCUUAUCAAAAUCUUCCGAGAAACAGCAUAAACACCAAACAAAUUCUGCUGGCACUGAUAUGAGUGAUAUAAAACCAGUAAUAAAAGUCUCUGAUGAUACUGAUAGUUAUCAGACUACUUCGUCAUUUCAUGAAAAUUCUUCUGAUCCAGUCACUUUUCCGACUAAUUCACCUAACCAUAAAACACCAAAAGUUAGGAAACCAAAGAUUCGGAAACUUGAAGAAUCAUUACAAGAAGUUGGAGUCCUCGAUAAUUGUAGUGCAAGUCUAUUAACUCAUGAUGAGUCGCCAGCUGGUUCAGUGAAGAGAUUACGAAAGGAGAACUCAUCCACUUCCAAAGUAUUAAAAAAGAAAGGUAAUUCAGAUUCAGAAGAGAUUAUCCCUGCUUUAUUAAAUGAUGCACUGUUAAAAUGUGGUAGAAAAUAUAGGUCAAACCAUAAUCUGUUAUCUUCUGUAACUGUAAAAGAGGAACCAACUUGAUCCAAUAAAUGUGCUGUAAACGCAUAUAUACUUAUUACUUUCCAUAUUUUUCAUUUAUAAUGUAUAAAUAAAUGAUUAUGUUUGGA
Messenger RNA from Schistosoma intercalatum, 1496 nucleotides. The record is from the annotation of a GenBank genome assembly. Lineage: Eukaryota; Metazoa; Platyhelminthes; Trematoda; Strigeidida; Schistosomatidae.